AUGAUCCGGAAACAGGCCCGACAACGGCGCGACUACCUCUAUCGCAAGGCGCUUAUAUUGAAAGAGGCGGAGACGACCGAGAAGCGCGCCCAGCUACGAUCUGCUCUUGCUUCUGGCAAGCCCAUCGACCCCGAAAUCGCAAAGAACAAGGCGCUGCGGAAAGACUACCAAUAUGACGAGUCGCGACCCGAUCGAACAGUCGAUGAGGAGAUGGAUCUCGACGACGAAUACUCCCAGCUGUCGGGAAUCUCGGAACCACGGCUUUUGGUUACAACUUCAAGAGACCCGUCCUCAAGGCUUUCAGCCUUCUCCAAAGAGAUCAGAUUGCUCUUCCCUACAUCCGUUCGGCUCAAUCGUGGAAAUUUGAUUCUUCCGGACAUUGUGCAGUCUAGCAAGUCCAACGGGCUCACAGACAUUGUCCUCCUUCACGAACAUCGCGGUGUACCGACUGCCAUGACCAUUUCUCAUCUUCCCCACGGCCCUACGCUAUCCAUGUCGCUCCACAACGUUGUACUCAGAGCAGAUAUACCCGGAAGUAUCAGAGGAUCCGUCUCAGAGGCUUUCCCACGGUUAAUAUUUGAGGGUUUUAAGAGCCGGCUUGGACAGCGGAUCGUGAAGAUCCUGAAACAUCUUUUCCCUCCGCUCGAUCCCCCGACCACCAAGGCUAAGGUAGGGUCAAGGGUAGUGACAUUUGUGAACAAUGAAGACUCCAUUGAAGUCAGACAUCACGUUUUUGUCCGGACUUCGUACGAUUCUGUCGAGCUCGCUGAGGUUGGACCUCGGAUGACGAUGCGCCCCUUCGAGAUUCGCGGUGGAACCUUGGAAAACAAGGAUGGCGAUGUUGAGUGGCACCUUACACAGUACACUCGUACUGGUAGAAAGAAGGAGUACCUGCUUAGGCGUCGCUGCCGUGAGAGAUCAUGGGGCAAGUACAUUACGAUCAGCGCCCAGAAGAUCGGCUCGUUGCGUGGGCGAAAUGCCGCAACGACGAACAGGACUUGCGCCGGUCAAGCGACGUCGAUGGACGUGAGACGAAGAGAGUCGUGGCAAAGGCACUCAUGGGACUACACGAAGUGGAAGAUGAAGAACGAUGUUGAACUAAAGAUAUCCAAGCCAGAACGCCGUAGUUUCUUGGCGGCUUACAACGGCAAGAUGGUGGAGUGCAGAAAACAGAGACAUCCCAAGCUUCAGGAGAAGACAAGUCAAGGCAGGCAAAAAAGCAUCAAAAUGUUGUUGAAUAAUAUGUAUUACAUCCGAUUGGUUGCGAUUAGUGUGGCCGGCCGUUGA
Colletotrichum lupini is the source of this 1287-nucleotide messenger RNA. RefSeq names its product brix domain-containing protein. Gene Ontology annotation, molecular function: rRNA primary transcript binding; snoRNA binding. Gene Ontology annotation, cellular component: nucleolus; Mpp10 complex; small-subunit processome. The transcript is spliced from 7 exons. Gene Ontology annotation, biological process: rRNA processing. The record is from RefSeq and is a predicted model, not a curated record. NCBI's taxonomy places the organism in Eukaryota, Fungi, Ascomycota, Sordariomycetes, Glomerellales, Glomerellaceae. The coding region runs from base 1 to 1287 and encodes 428 amino acids.